AUGGACAACAUCUCACAGCAACAACGGCUAUGCGAGGCUCCGCACGACAGCAUGGAGAUAAUAACACUCGCGACAGAGAUCCCACGCGGCAGAGUUAGCAUCGGCAGUGGCAAUGAGCCCUUCGCCCGUAGGAUCUCAGUGGUCGAGGCUAGAUUCCCAUAUAUCGCGAUGACUCCAUUUGCACGCGGUAUCGUGGCUCCUUUGGUCGAGCGCCUCAGCGAGCAGAUACAAUUCGAAGACUCGCUGAGGCGACUCAAAUAUCAUGUGCUGCAGAAGGAGGAGCAGCGAUUGCUUGCCAACUUACGCUCCGAGCAUGCCGCAUCUCAGGCAGCGGCACAUGAAGCUAAGCUCGACAGUCUGCAGCGAAGGUUCGACGACCUGAUGGAAAAGAGUGGUGAACUCGAAAACUGGAUCCGCGAUUUGCAGACAGAGAAGGACAACCUCAACCAAACACUUGACAAUCGGAAUCGCCAAAUCACGCAGCUCCACGAAGAUCUGGCCACGGAAGAGGUCCGAUCGUCUGCUUCAGCUCAGCAGGUCGCUGCUGCUGCGGAAGCAAAAGCGGAAACAGAUAAGAAGAUUGCGAAUUUCGAUUCCGACUUGCACCAGGUUCGGGCUGAGUUGAAGGCCAAGACUGACGAUGUUCGCGAACUUGAGAGACAGUAUUGCAAGCUCACCGAAGAAAGCCAGCAGCUUCAAGAUGAGCUCGAGAUGAAGACUGAUGACGCCAAUCAACUUGAGGAGCAGCAUCGUGCUCUCACCGAAGAACACCAGCAGCUUCAAACUGAGCUCAAGGUCAAGACUGAUGACGCCAGUAGACUAGAGGAACAGCAUCGUACGCUUCGCCAAGAACACGAGUCGCUGAAAGACAGCGGUUGCGCAUUAGAGGAGCAGUUUCGUGCACUAAACGUAGAACAUAAGCGUCUUCAAUUCAGCGCGAAGGCCUUGAGCGAGCAGAUCGCCGCCCACAACCGAACAAUAAACAGACACGCAGCUACCAUCAUCAGCCUGGAACAAGACCGCUCACAGCUUCGAAACGAGCUUCGACAGGUCAGAGAACAAGCCGAGCAGGAGCAACAAGACCACGAGAUCGUCAAUGCGGCGUUGAUGAAGUCCGAAAAAGAGUGGAAGGACAAAGCUGAAAAGAGAGGCAACACCCUCAACACAUACACUGCAGAGAACAAUGGUCUUAAAGCCACAAAUGAGGCGCUCAAGAAGACCUUGGAAAGCCAGAAAGCAGAAAUGAAGAAGCAGAAGAAGAUUGCCGACGAAGCCCACCGCAGAUAUACCGAUGAUCUCGCCAAGAAAGACAAACAGAUCAACGAGCAGCGAACGGCACACGAGCAAGCUCUUCGGCGCCAGGAAGCCGAGCUGAAGCAGGAGCAGGCUCACACCGCCGCAAAGUUGAUGAGGCUGAGGCCACGGUAG
Molecule: messenger RNA, 1428 nt
Organism: Cyphellophora attinorum
Lineage: Eukaryota; Fungi; Ascomycota; Eurotiomycetes; Chaetothyriales; Cyphellophoraceae
Exons: 2
Coding region: 1-1428 (475 amino acids)
Source: RefSeq, a predicted model, not a curated record